AUGGAAGCGAGGAAAAGGAGAAACCCAUUUCAUUUAAGGGGCAGAGCGAAAGCCCAGUGGCCGCCUUGUCAAUUCAUCAAACAGGAAGAAUUGAAGUCUACUGAAGGUCUUCAACCUGCAUCUAGAUGCUGCAAAGAGGUAGCUGACUAUGUGGUCGCCAAGUCAGAUCCCUUGAUACCAACAUAUAAGAAGCACCGCCGUAGAUGUCAAUUUUGGAAAUGGCUCUGUGGAUUCCCUUGUUGUAAGUUAUCAUGGAUUUGCUGUUGUUGUUAUGCUGGAUGCUCGAUCCAUCUCGAUAUCCCACCAUGCUGCAACUGUGGUAAUCCAUGUAAAUGCCUAUCGUGUGGCAGCUGUAAAUUACCGAAGUGGCAGUGUUGCGGUAAGGGUUGUGGGGAGUGUGGGCAGUGUUGCACUUGUCUAACACUACCCCAAUGCUCAUGCUGCUCUUGCCCAACCAUCUCAUGCGGCCAAUGUUGUUGCCAUUUUUCAUUACCUUCAUGCCCUGAAUGCCCAUGCUGCGAAUGCAAAUGCAAAUGCAAAUGCUCGUUAGGAAAAUGUCCAAAAAUACAACCUUGUUGCUGUUUUGGUAGCAGAAGCUGCUACGGCUGUACAGGAAAGUGCUGCUGUAACCCAUGCCACUUGUGUUGCUAGCCACACCACUGCUCGGUCCCUUAAUGUUAGCUUUCUUCUUCGCUUGGCAGACCCGUUUAUCUCCAUAUCCUUUGGGAACCUUGGAGCAGUUAAGUUGUGUAGUGGAAUGUCAACUAGUCCCAGGAAUGUAAAAAAUAAGGUAACAGUGUUUGCUAAGGAAGUGGUUUGCUGAGUCAAAAUGAUGCUUCCAGUUGUGAGUUUAGCAGCAACUGCAACUGUGGGUGGGUGAUGCAAUCAGCAAAAACUGGAGCUUCUGGCAGCAACAGUGAGAAGAAUGGGCAAUCCCGAAUUCCUUACCUGCACAAACUGAGAGAGAGGUCAGCUCAGGUCCAUACAAUCAUAAAAAACGUCAGUUUGGUUUUCUGGGGAGGGAAGGGGGUCCCAUGCCACUGCUAUAUCAUAAUAAUCAAUUUUUUACCUAACAGUAUUAGUUGAUGUAGAGGCCUUUUUCUGAAUGAAUGAGAUCAAUAAUGCAAGAUUUUAAACUUUUCACCGCACCAAUGUUUGCUAAUGUAAUUUGGUUGGCAAUUGAAAUUGAGACCUCAUCUUUAAGGCCUUGAAGGACAGAGGGCUUUCUGUG
Momordica charantia (bitter melon) is the source of this 1231-nucleotide messenger RNA. Lineage: Eukaryota; Viridiplantae; Streptophyta; Magnoliopsida; Cucurbitales; Cucurbitaceae. The record is from RefSeq and is a predicted model, not a curated record.